AUGGAGCGGGCUCCAAACCUGCUUCUCCUCUGCAUCUUCACAUUUGCCAUGGUCCUGGUGCCAGAAGCCAAAGACCAAAGCAAGGCAGCCAAAGGGAGGAGAAGAGGCCUGGCAUGGCCUCCCACAGCUGCCCCUGCCCUGGCCUGGACCCCAGACGACCCCUACACCCCCAUGGAGGACUACGAGCGCAGCAUCCAGGACAUGGUGCGCCAGCUGCGGAACAGCUCUGAGCCAGGCGACACCAAGUGCCAGGUCAACCUGCGGCUCUGGAGGUCUAACCGGAGGAGCCUGUCCCCCUGGGCCUACAGGCACGGCGGUGACCGUGGCUCCAGCAGCACGGAGCCACCCCCUGCAGCUCCCCGUGUCACCCCGCAGUGCAUAAACCACGACGCAACACGGAUCCCAGCAGACAUCCCCGAGGCCCGGUGCCUCUGCACCGGCUGCAUCAACCCCUUCACGAUGCAGGAGGACCGCACCAUGGCCAGCAUCCCCAUCUACAGCCGGCUGCCCGUCCGCCGGCUGCUCUGCCAGGUGCGGGGCGAGGUGGGGCACAAGCCCUCUGGGAAGAAGUGUCACAAGAAGUACCAGACGGUCAUGGAGACCAUCGCCGUGGGCUGCACCUGCAUCUUCUGA
This is a messenger RNA of Cygnus atratus (black swan), 633 nucleotides long. It is a transcript of the gene IL17B, whose product is annotated as interleukin 17B. The record is from RefSeq and is a predicted model, not a curated record. Gene Ontology annotation, cellular component: extracellular region. Gene Ontology annotation, molecular function: cytokine activity. NCBI's taxonomy places the organism in Eukaryota, Metazoa, Chordata, Aves, Anseriformes, Anatidae.